Populus euphratica (Euphrates poplar) is the source of this 2051-nucleotide messenger RNA. RefSeq names its product GTPase-activating protein gyp7-like. The record is from RefSeq and is a predicted model, not a curated record. Gene Ontology annotation, molecular function: GTPase activator activity. Gene Ontology annotation, biological process: activation of GTPase activity. NCBI's taxonomy places the organism in Eukaryota, Viridiplantae, Streptophyta, Magnoliopsida, Malpighiales, Salicaceae.
AGUUGAACACUGAAAAAGCAAUUGAAAUAUCGAGAGAGAGAGAGGCCUUGGGGGUUUCUUCACUUUGGUGAUGGUGUUGUCGAAUCCGCUAUCCCACAGUGUCAUCUCCGUCAUUUGACUGCUCAUGCUCUUCUCCUUCUCCACCGGUGGCGGUGUCUUUUGGAAAUGGAUUGUGUUCGCCGAAGCUAGCACUGGAAGCACCAGGUCGGGGAGGAACGGCUGGAUUGUUGGUGGCGCUGGCGGUGGUUUCUGGGGUGCCGCUACGGCUCCUUCCAAUGUUGGUAUCGCCAUCGCUGUCACGGCCAUGGCCGGUAUCGCCUUGGCCGGCACCGUCGUCUAUUCUCGGAGGGGUGGGCUUAAAUCACCUUGGUCGCGUAGGAGAAGAAAACAAGCGCUUUUACCAAAGCAAUGGAAAAGUUUAUCUGUGCCUGAUGGGAAACUGUGUGAUGGUGGUGUUAAGUUUCUGAAGAAAGCACGAAGUGGGGGUAUUGAUCCAAGUCUUAGACCAGAGGUUUGGCCAUUUCUCCUUGGAAUCUAUGAUGUGAACAGUUCCAAGGAAGAAAGAGAUUGCAUCAGAGAUCAGAAAAGAAAAGAAUAUGAGAAUCUACGGAAACAGUGCUGGCGGAAGCUCAAAUGCAAUGACAGGAGUUUUAAGGCCAAGGAAGCUGCUGAAAUCAGCAGCGCUGAGGUUAGUAGGGACUUGAGUCAAGUUAUGGAUUCUCCUAGAUUAGAAGAUGUUGCUAGUUCCAGGAGGUCACCUUCUGCUGAGCAAGGCAACAUAACUGCCGAGGAUUCGGAUUGCCCCGACCAAGCCCCUCAGGGCUCUGACUCGAUAUUGGAAGGAGAUGGCACUUAUGAAGAUGGCUUGGCUGGAGACACAGAGUCAAGUGAUCCUGAUUCCUCUGAAGAACCUGAAAUCGCAGAAUCUUUUCUUGCAACUGAAUUUACUGGUGAAAAUGAUUUUCAUCUGCCUUCUUGGGGGAAUUCCUCUCCCUCUGAGACAGAAAGCAAGUUGAAAUUGCAGCUGAGAAUCAUGCGUGUUGAUGCAGUGCAGGCAAAUGGUGAAUGGAUAAUGUACUCGCCAUCUCAGGCUGCAGUACCAGAGAUGAAGGCAUGGCAGUUCGCUGAGAGUGUAGGGUUGCAGGACUAUGAUCACUUGGAGCCAAGCAGGAUCUUUCAUGCUGCUCGCCUUGUCACUAUCCUUGAGGCAUAUGCACUUUAUGAUCCUGAGAUUGGUUACUGUCAAGGAAUGAGUGAUUUACUCUCACCCAUUAUUGCAGUGAUGGAGGAGGAUUUUUUAGCCUUCUGGUGUUUUGUGGGCUUCAUGAAGAAAGCCCGGCACAAUUUCCGUCUCGAUGAAGUGGGAAUCCGGAGGCAACUGGGUCUUGUUUCCAAGAUAAUCAAGUGCAAGGAUAGCCAUCUCUACAAGCACCUGGAGAAGCUUCAAGCGGAAGACUGCUUCUUUGUGUACAGAAUGGUGGUGGUUCUUUUCAGAAGGGAGUUAAACCUUGAUCAAACACUCUGCCUCUGGGAGGUGAUGUGGGCUGACCAGGCAGCAAUACGGGCAGGGAUUGCCCAGUCUGCCUGGGGGAGGAUGAGGCUAAGGGCCCCUCCUAGUGAUGAUUUGCUGCUUUAUGCAAUAGCAGCUUGUGUGCUGCAGAGGAGGAAACUGAUCAUUGAGAAGUACAGCAGUAUGGAUGAGAUCAUGAGAGAGUGCAAUAGCAUGACUGGCCAGUUGGAUGUCUGGAAGCUUCUCGAUGAUGCUCAUGACUUGGUGGGCAACCUGCACGACAAGAUUUAAGAAAGAAUCUUUCCUAAACCUCUUUAUCUCCCUUGUUCUCUAUAGAUUUCCAUUUUUUUUUCCUUUUGUCCUUGUCGCAAUGUUCAGAUCCCUUCAAAACUAAGGGAUCUUCAGAUCACUUAACAAACGCAACUUAAGGCAAUUUGUGUAAUGGGGUAAGUUUAUGGAAAUCCGAAUGCGGUGCCCGCACUCAGCCCACCUCGAGUGAUGGUGGCAUUAUUGCAAAAUUAGCAUUUCUAAUCUUCGUUUU